This is a messenger RNA of Peromyscus maniculatus bairdii (prairie deer mouse), 1130 nucleotides long. It is a transcript of the gene H1-4, whose product is annotated as H1.4 linker histone, cluster member. The record is from RefSeq and is a predicted model, not a curated record. Gene Ontology annotation, cellular component: nucleosome. Gene Ontology annotation, biological process: nucleosome assembly. NCBI's taxonomy places the organism in Eukaryota, Metazoa, Chordata, Mammalia, Rodentia, Cricetidae. Gene Ontology annotation, molecular function: structural constituent of chromatin; DNA binding.
GCCCGAGUCCCGGCCAGUGCCUCUGCUUCCGGCUCGAGUUCUCUCUUCUCUUACAUACGCUUCGCCAUGUCCGAGACCGCGCCUGCCGCGCCCGCCGCACCGGCCCCCGCCGAGAAGACACCCGUAAAGAAGAAGGCACGGAAGGCCGCAGGUGGCGCGAAGCGCAAGGCGUCCGGACCCCCGGUGUCCGAGCUCAUCACCAAGGCUGUGGCCGCCUCCAAGGAGCGCAGCGGCGUGUCCCUGGCCGCGCUCAAGAAGGCGCUGGCGGCCGCCGGCUACGAUGUGGAGAAGAACAACAGCCGCAUCAAGCUGGGGCUCAAGAGCCUGGUGAGCAAGGGCACCCUGGUGCAGACCAAGGGCACCGGCGCCUCCGGCUCCUUCAAGCUCAACAAGAAGGCGGCUUCCGGCGAGGCCAAGCCCAAAGCCAAGAAGGCAGGCGCGGCCAAGGCUAAGAAGCCCGCGGGCGCAGCCAAGAAGCCCAAGAAGGCUGCGGGAACAGCCACUCCCAAGAAGAGCACCAAGAAGACCCCAAAGAAGGCGAAGAAGCCAGCUGCAGCUGCAGGAGCCAAAAAAGCUAAGAGCCCGAAGAAGGCGAAAGCAGCUAAGCCCAAGAAGGCGCCCAAGAGCCCUGCCAAGGCGAAAGCGGUGAAGCCUAAGGCGGCCAAGCCAAAAACCGCCAAGCCUAAGGCAGCUAAGCCAAAGAAAACCGCAGCCAAGAAGAAAUAAAUUUUCUUUGGCAGACUGCUUAGAAGCCCAACAACCCAAAGGCUCUUUUCAGAGCCACCCACAAAUCUCAAAAGAGCUGUUGCGCAUUUGGUGGGGGCGUGGCUAGGGUGGGGACGCUGGCGAGUGGGCUGGGCUUCGGGAGACGUACAGAGCAAUGGGUAUCCGGGUGUUUAGGGCGUUUGGGAGUUAGCUGACAUGGUGACGCUAAGUCUGUAUUUAGUUCAUUUCAUGUACGGCUACGUAAGUGAAUUAGACACGAGAGCAUGAGGCAGCAAGUGGUUUAAUCCUAGGUGCCACGCUGAUAGGCAGUAAACUUUUAAGGAGGUAACAAUUUAGGGUGGUUGAAUCGUUGGCAUUAAAAAGCUCUAACGCUCAGUAAAGCUACACAGCCUAGCCACCGCCGC